Messenger RNA from Penicillium mononematosum, 972 nucleotides. RefSeq lists its product as uncharacterized. The coding region runs from base 1 to 972 and encodes 323 amino acids. The transcript is spliced from 6 exons. The record is from RefSeq and is a predicted model, not a curated record. NCBI's taxonomy places the organism in Eukaryota, Fungi, Ascomycota, Eurotiomycetes, Eurotiales, Aspergillaceae.
AUGUCCAACAAUCAGCGAAUCCUCUGCUCUGAGGUUGUUCUCGAGAAGUACGGCAAGGCCCUUGCUGGAAAGACAGUCCUCAUCACCGGCGUUUCCGACGACUCGAUCGCAGGGGAACUCGCACUCCAGCUUUCGGCCGCCGAUCCAAAGCUCCUCAUCCUGAGCGCCCGUGCCGAGGCAAAGGUGGCAGGAAUUCGAGACAAAAUCAAGUCAGCCAAGCCGAACGUGGAAACCCGCUUUCUCAACAUGGACCUGAGUGACUUGGCUGCCGUGCGAGAUGCUGUCGAAGACCUGAAGGAUGUGCCUCACAUCGACCACCUUGUCUGUGUCGCUGGCGUAAUGUUCCCACCUUACAGCAAGACCAAAGAUGGAUUUGAGAGCCAACUUGGCGUCAAUUACCUGGCGAACUUCUUGCUCGUGAAGUUGCUCUUACCCAAGGUCCGUGCUGCAGGACCGGACUCGUCUGUGGUUAUCAUGGCCUCGUCCAUGGCCAGACAAGGGAAGAUGCACUUCGACGACUUCAAUUUCAGUGAUGGUCAAACCUAUGACCCGAUGGUCGCAUAUGGCCAGUCGAACGCUGCGAGAGUCAUGUUCGUCAAGAGACUGGGUGAGAAGUUGAAGGCCGAGAAAAUCCGUGUUUUCAGUGUCGAUCCUGGUGCUGUUUGGACCGGUUUGCAACGACACUGCCCUUCCAACUUCCUUGACCAGGUCGAUGAAUGGAAAAAGACCGGAGCCAUGAUUGACAUGGAUGGAAAGCCAAUGGAAAUUCCCCCUUGGACUACUACCUCAGAAGGAGCCGCUACCGUCAUCACAGGGAUGAUUGACCCUACCAUUGCAGAGUACAAUGGCUCGUACCUCAACCAGAACGCAGUCUCGGACCACGAAUUGCACACCCACAUCAAGGACGAAGGCAACUGGACCAAACUUUGGGAGCUGAGCGAGAGCCUGACUAAGGAGAAGUUUUGUCUAUGA